CGAGGAUGCAGCGCUGGAAGGCAGCGGCCUUGGCCUCGGUGCUCUGCAGCUCCGUGCUCUCUGUGUGGAUGUGUCGGGAUGGCCUAUUCCUCAGUCACCGCCUGGGACCCGCUCUGACCCCUCUGCGCCGACCGCCUCGCACCCUGGACGCCCGGAUCGCCCGCCUGGCACAGUACCGAGCUCUACUGCAGGGCGCCCCAGACGCGGUGGAGUUGCGCGACCUGGCACCCUGGGCCGGGCGGCCUCCAAAUCCACGCCGUCGGGCGGGGCCUCGGCGGCGGCGCGCGCGUGCACGUACGAGCACGCGGCCUUGCGGGCUGCGCGAGCUCGAGGUGCGCGUGAGCGAGCUGGGCCUGGGCUACACGUCGGACGAGACGGUGCUGUUCCGCUACUGCGCAGGUGCGUGCGAGGCGGCCGCGCGCUUCUACGACCUGGGACUGCGGCGCCUGCGCCAACAGCGGCGCGUGCGGCGGGAGCGGGUGCGCGCGCAGCCCUGCUGCCGCCCGACGGCCUACGAGGACGAGGUGUCCUUCCUGGACUCGCACAGUCGCUACCACACGGUGCACGAACUAUCGGCGCGCGAGUGCGCCUGCGUGUGACCCUACCUCACAGAGCCCGGCGAGACGGCC
Chrysochloris asiatica (Cape golden mole) is the source of this 629-nucleotide messenger RNA. It is a transcript of the gene NRTN, whose product is annotated as neurturin. The transcript has 2 exons. Lineage: Eukaryota; Metazoa; Chordata; Mammalia; Afrosoricida; Chrysochloridae. The record is from RefSeq and is a predicted model, not a curated record. The coding region runs from base 6 to 599 and encodes 197 amino acids. Gene Ontology annotation, molecular function: glial cell-derived neurotrophic factor receptor binding; receptor tyrosine kinase binding; growth factor activity.